UGAAUCAGAAAUUGUGCACUGUAUGCAGGUUAUCCUGUGCAGGAAUAAGACAUAAGAAUGUAUGAUGGUCAUCAUCAAAAUCUCUGAAAAAUGCAGAUGCCAAUAAGUGCAGUAUCUUCACAUCUUCACAAGUUUUAAUUUGACCUGUGAAGAUAUGCUAUUUAAGGGUACUUAAUGUAGGUGUAACAGAAUUGUGCAUCUGUGCAACUCAAGAAUCCGAAGCAUGUCUCGCUGCACUGAUAGCACAGAACACUUGUUAAAUUAGCCAGUUUUUGUGGAAACACUAAUUUACAUAUGCUGUCUCCUACAAAAACUUGUGUUUAUAUCAGGCACAAUGUGCAGUCUUAAACGUAUUUGAUUGUCGCGAAUCCUAGUAAGAUAUACAUGCACACGCGUCGGCUUUAGAUUUAUUACCUUAUUUUAUGAUGUUAACAGGUGAAUAUUUUAGUGAUAAGAAUCAUUCAAGUCUUCAUGGCUUGUUUUUACCUUCUUGGCUUUACUAUUUGACUUGGCACAAAGAGAAAAACUUGGGAGUCAUGGAUGUGAUGUUCUUUGGCCGGAUAAUAAAAAAUUUAGUAUUAAAUAGCUGAUUACUUUUGUGGUUUCUUUUAACACAAAACUGUUAAAGAUGAUGAAAAUUUCUAUCAACUUUUUCCUUAGGCUGCUCAUAUUGAUUACUAUACUUGAUGCUCUCCUUUUCUGUUGCAAUUCUGAAGCACUAUGCAUCAAAACUGAGAGACAAGCUCUUGUGGAGUUUAAGCAAGAUCUGAAAGAUCCUUCCAACAGAUUGUCUUCUUGGGUUUCUGCAGAAUUGGAUUGCUGCAAGUGGGUUGGAAUCGUCUGCGAUAAUUUAACUGGUCACGUCACAAAGCUCAACCUCAGGAAUCCUCUGGAUCGUCUACAGGUCCAAUAUGACACCUAUGAAAGGUUCAAGCUACAGGGUACCAUAAACCCCUCUUUGCUCCAUUUGAAGCAUCUGAGUUAUCUUGACUUGAGCUACAACAAUUUCGGAGGUACUCCGAUUCCUAGCUUUGUUGGUUCUAUUGCAAGUUUAACAAAACUCGAACUUUAUGAAGCAGGAUUUCGGGGAUUAGUGCCUCAUCAACUUGGAAACCUUUCAAGUUUACAGGAGCUUGGGAUACGAGGAGCUUGUGUGUCGAUGGGUGAAGCUGAGGUGUUUGUUGAUAAUCUUCAUUGGCUUUCCCUUUUAACUUCUCUGCAGUACCUAGAUUUGAGUUGUGUGAAUAUUAGUGCAGCAUCCGACUGGCUGUCGGUGAUCAACACUCUCCCUUCUUUAUCAGAAUUAUACUUGUCCAAAUGCAAUCUUGACGAAUUUCCUUCUCCAAUGAAAGUUAAUUUUUCAUCUCUUUCUGUACUUGAUAUUUCACAGAAUGUUUUCGGUAGCUCAAUCCCCAACUGGAUUUUUACUCUCAGUAGUCUUACUUCUCUUGAUCUUAGCUUCUGUUACUUUGAAGGCCUUAUUCCCAGCGAAUUAUCUAGUUUGACUUCUCUGUUAAGCCUUGAUCUUUCUGCAAAUCUUCUCUUUGGUCCGAUUCCAUCCGGAUUCCAGAAUUUGACUAGUCUACAAAAUCUUAAUCUCUAUGGGGUCAAUCUCACCGGUUUCACCAUUCCUGAAUGGCUGUACACUUUUAGACAUCUCGAGAAUCUUGAUCUUUCUCAAACUAAAGUGCAAGGUGAAAUCUCAAGCGCCAUAGGAAACCUGACAGCGCUAGUUAAUCUCAAAUUGGCAUUCAAUGAACUUGUGGGAACACUUCCACAAACCAUGGGAACUCUUUGCAAUUUGCAAGUCAUUCGCCUGUCAGGUAACAAACUUGGCGGAGAGGUGUCAAAAGUUUUUGAAAGCUUUUCUGGCUGCAGUUCGCAGAGUCUAGAAGAGUUAUGGUUGGGAGACAAUAAUUUUUCAGGUUAUAUAGGUAGUGGAAUUGGACAACUAGGAAAACUUCAGACCCUUGAAUUAUCAAAUAAUUUCGUAUCUGGUCCUCUUCCUGAGUCUAUAGGAAGGUUAUCAUCCUUGAUUUGGGCCUUUCUUUCGAAUAAUAAAUUAUCUGGAGCUCUUCCUCUAAGUUUCGGAAACCUGUCAAAUUUGCAACAUAUUGACAUUUCAAACAACCUGUUAGAAGGGAUUGUCUCUGAAAUUCACUUCAUAAAUCUCACCAGUUUGAAUACAUUCGUUGCAUCUCAUAAUCAUCUGAGUUUAAGAGUUAAACCGGAUUGGAUUCCUCCGUUACGUCUCAAAGACUUGGGAUUAAGGUACUGGAAUUUGGAACUCCAGUUUCCCAUUUGGCUUCAGUCUCUAAAUAAUGUUGAGUACAUUGACCUGUCUAGCACACAGAUUUCAGAUAGCAUUCCAACUUGGUUUUGGAACUUAACUUCUCACAUCAAACAUUUAAAUCUCUCCAAUAACCAAAUCCAAGGUCAGCUUCCAAGUCAUAUCAGUAUUGAUUCAUUUUUCCCAACAUUUGACCUUGGAUCCAACCGAUUUCAGGGUCCAUUGCCUCGGUUCACAGGAAACAUAACCGAGUUAGAUCUUUCGAACAAUUUAUUUUCAGGAUCUCUUGAUCACUUCCUCUGUGAUUCAGUAGACAUCCCAAAUCACUUGAGAAUUCUUCGUCUUGAUAAAAAUCAAAUUUCAGGUCAAAUUCCAGAUUGUUGGAUGAAUUGGCAAUCACUGUCGGUCAUAAAACUUGGGAGCAAUAAUCUGACUGGAAAAAUUCCAAGCUCCAUGGGUUACUUGCGAAAUCUACAUUCAUUGCAGUUACGCAACAACAAUCUCUUGGGAGAAAUUCCGCAGUCUCUUGGAAAUUGUACAGAAUUGCUGACUCUUGAUCUUGCCGGGAAUGAACUUGUCGGAAAGGUACCAGCAUGGUUUGGAAGCAGUUUUUCUGAUCUUUUGGCUCUUAGUCUUCGCUCCAAUAUGCUGACCGGAGAAAUUCCGCCAGAAAUUUGUGGCCUCAUUUCUCUCCAAAUAAUUGACUUUGCUGACAACAAUUUGUCAGGAAGAAUACCAAAAUGCAUAGGCAAUCUCACAUCCAUGACCAGAGUACAAAAUCCAGGAACCAGGAUUUUUUAUUCUUCAACUGGUUACUUUUCCCUAGUCGAACAGUUUUUAGAGAACGCAUAUCUGGUAACGAAAGGAAGAGAAGUCGAAUACGACAGCAUUUUAACACUUGUAACGAGCUUCGACAUUUCAAACAACACGAUAUCAGGAGAGAUUCCAGAGGAAAUAACUGCUCUGUUGGGGUUGAGAUCACUGAAUUUAUCCGAAAAUGAUUUGACAGGAGAGAUACCAAAGAAUAUUGGUGAUUUACAGGUGGUGGAAUCAAUUGAUUUAUCAAGAAACAGACUUUCAGGCAACAUUCCUCAAAGCAUGGUUAGUUUGAACUUCUUAAAUUUCUUGAAUCUUUCUUAUAAUGACUUGUCAGGGGAAAUUCCAUCGAGCACUCAAUUGCAAAGCGUAGAUGCUUCGAGCUAUCUUGGCAAUAAACUUUGUGGACCUCCGCUGGAAAGCUGCGGAAACGGUAAAAUACCGCCGGCGCCGGGUACUAAUGCAGGUGGAAAAGAAGAUGGUGAUGGAGUAAAAGUGGAAGAGUUUUACUUGGGGUUGGUGGUAGGAUUUGUAGUGGCUUUCUGGGGCAUUUUUGGUUCACUAUUGUACAGCAGGUCAUGGAGACAUGCAUAUUUCAGAUUCUUGAGCAAAAUCUGGCUCAAACUGCUUGCUAGAUUUGAUUAAAUUUAUG
This is a messenger RNA of Mercurialis annua (annual mercury), 3758 nucleotides long. RefSeq names its product receptor-like protein EIX2. The record is from RefSeq and is a predicted model, not a curated record. Bases 629 to 3751 code for a protein of 1040 amino acids. Gene Ontology annotation, molecular function: protein binding. The transcript has a single exon. NCBI's taxonomy places the organism in Eukaryota, Viridiplantae, Streptophyta, Magnoliopsida, Malpighiales, Euphorbiaceae.